Molecule: messenger RNA, 1232 nt
Organism: Pelodiscus sinensis (Chinese soft-shelled turtle)
Lineage: Eukaryota; Metazoa; Chordata; Testudines; Trionychidae
Gene: TTC9C
Product: tetratricopeptide repeat domain 9C
Molecular function (GO): protein binding
Source: RefSeq, a predicted model, not a curated record
GCUGCCGUCUGCCCGGACUCCCCACCGCGGAAUGUGAGCGCCCCCGGGCGUCAGAGGCUGGGCAGCCUCAGCCCAGGAGCCGGUGACUGGGGGGGGCUCACCCCAGGGCAGCCCCCGCCCGGCUCCGGGAGGCAGCUGCUGCCCCCAGCCCUGCGCGGCGCCCAGUCACAUGGUGCCGGUCUCCCUGCCCUGCGCGGCCGGUCGCUUCCUGGCCCGGCAGGAAGCAGCAUGGAGCGCGGCUGCUGAGCGCUGCGGCGUCGGAUCAGCCUCUGCGCGCGGGGCCCGGAGCGGCUGCCCCGAUGGCUGCUCAGGGCUCUGCCGGGGAGGCCAUGGACCAGCGGCUCCAGCAGGCCCAGAGGUUCAAAGAGGAUGGAAACCAGUGCUACAAGGAGGGGCGCUUCCGGGAUGCUGUGAGCCGCUACCACCGGGCACUGCUGCAGCUGCGAGGGCUGGACCCCAGCGUGCCCUCUCCUCUGCAGGCCUUUGGGCGUGAGCAGCCGCCAGUGACACCUGAGCAGGAGAGCGCACUGCACAGCACCCAGUCUGACUGCUACAACAACCUGGCUGCCUGCUUGCUCCACAUGGAGCCAGUGAACUACGAGCGGGUGAAGGAGUACAGCCACAAGGUGCUGGAGAAACAGCCUGAGAACCCCAAAGCCCUGUACCGCGCUGGCGUGGCUGCCUACCACCUGCGGGACUACGACCAGGCCCGGCACUAUCUUAUGGCAGCCACAACCAGCCAGCCCCGAGACGCCAAAGUCAAGCGGUACCUGCAGCUGACAGAGACCCAGCUCAGCACCUACCACCAGAAGGAGAAGCAGCUCUACAUGGGAAUGUUCAGCUAAUGAAAACAUGGCUCCCCCCACUAGACACCACCAAGGCCACAUGGAUGCACCUCCUUUCCUGGACAGACUGCCAGGCCACGGGGAUACCUCCACUCAUGUAGCACCAGGGUCACGGGGACAUGUCUGACUUCUGCUGAUGUUAUUGCACCCACAAGGUCUCUUGAGACCUUGCUGAAGAGGAAACCCUGGGCAUAUGGCUGAGACCUGGCUCCCUUCCCACUUGUCUGCAGGGCAGUGUCCUUUGUACCCCCAAGGGCCUGCGCAUGCCCAGUCACAAUUGCACAGGCUUUGCCACCCCACCUUGUGGUGCCAGAGACAGAGAGCGAGGGCCAGAUCAUUGGCUCUGUCACUCCCCUGGCCCUCUUCAUAAAGGGACCUGUCUCUGCA